AUGUUUGGAGGUGUGCGGUUUGGUGGAUUUGGGUUUUCAGGGCCUUCCCUUACAUGGGAUAGCAGGAAAAGCGUUGGGUUCACGGAGGAAAGGCUCGAUUAUUUUGUCGCUAGGGAGAACUGGACGGAGCUAUUCCCGGCAGCUCAGGUGAUACAUUUGGAUGUUAAUAGGUCAGACCAUAGACCUCUUAUAUGUGAUACUAGAGGGGAAGAUGAUGAAGCGAUUAAAUGGGGGCAGAACUUCAAAUUUGAACCUCACUGGUCAAAGCAUAAAGACUGCCCGCGGAUAGUCGAAGAGGCAUGGAAAAAUUGGGGUGCUAGUGUUCUUGACAAGAUAACAAAUUGCCGAAGCAAGUUGGAUACAUGGAGCCAAACCACCUUUCCAAAUUUUGCAAAGCAGAGGAACCAAAUAAAGAAAGCGUUGAGGGUGCUUGAGAGAAGUGAGAAGACACCGAUGAUAAUUCAACAAAGACAGGCCUUGGAAUCAGAGUUAGAUGAAGCUUGA
Molecule: messenger RNA, 504 nt
Organism: Linum trigynum
Lineage: Eukaryota; Viridiplantae; Streptophyta; Magnoliopsida; Malpighiales; Linaceae
Source: the annotation of a GenBank genome assembly